UCUUGGCUCACAAAAUAUGCUCAGGCUUCCUCCUUUGCCAACGAUAGCUGAGCUUAUUAAAUUGUAUGGAUUGUCUGCCAAGCAACAACUGUCUCAAAACUUUUUGUUAGAUCUAAAUAUCACCGACAAAAUUUCCAAAGGCACCGGUCAUCUUAAAGGCCUCAGUGUUCUAGAAAUUGGUCCAGGACCUGGUUCCUUAACUCGUUCUAUACUGAGACACAAUCCACGAGCGGUGGCAGUUGUUGAAAAAGAUUAUCGUUUUCUCUCUUCUCUGCGUACAAUUCAAAGUGCUUUGCCGGAUAGAAAGCUUUCCAUUUUCCUUGAUGAUGUUCUAAAGGUUGAUGAGAAAGCUAUUUUCGAUGAAAUAGGUGCUGAGAAAACCCCGUGGGAAGCCAAAUACAAUCCCAAUAGAAUCAUCGGCAAUUUGCCCUUUGGGGUUGCUACUGCACUUCUUAUCAAAUGGGUUCGCAAUUGCUCUACCAAAAAGGGCCCUUAUUAUUACGGCCGUAUACCCAUGGUGUUGUUGUUUCAGAAGGAAGUCGCCAUGAGGAUCACUGCAAAGCCAAAGACAAAGGAAUACGGGAGACUAUCUAUCAUGGUCCAGAACUGGUUCAAGGCAAAGUGUUUGUUUGACAUCGAUGGAUCAUCUUUCGUCCCUCAGCCUAAAGUAAAGGCAACGGCGGUAUACAUUGAACCUUUAGAGAAGCCUAUUGUUGAAGUAAAUGUCGAUACGAUGGAAUACCUGUGCAGACAAUUGUUCGGAAUGAGGAGAAAACUGAUUUCAAACUCAGCCAAAGCACUCGAAGGAAUAGCCGUAGACGAAUUUCUGAAAGCAAACAGAUUCAUUUCCGAACUUAGGGCAGAAGAAUUGAGCGUAGAAAAAUGGGGUGAAUUGGCACUUGCCUAUGAGCAGUGGAAAGAAGCCAAUCCAUUUCCGUGCACAGAGAAGGACCAGAAAAAGCUAGUCUUGUAAAGAUAUAAAUGUCAACAUCAUUAUUAAAGCCGAGCUUUCCGAAACUCAUUCCUUAGGAAACGUUUUCGAUUUUAACGGCUUCAUUGUACCGAGAUUCCAUACAAGAUUAAAUUAUUUUGAUGAAUAUUCAUGUAUAUACCAACAGCUGUUGCCAAGAAAUAACUUGUCUAGAAGCGAUGCUCAAUCAUUCGACCAUCACAAUUCGCGUCAUAUUAAAGGCACCGCGCGACUUGGGACAGCUUUUGCUGUACGGCUUGUUCUAUCACUCUGGAAACGCAAACGAAAACAUUUGCAAUGCAUCGUUAACAUUUUUUGAUAGCUGGUUCUGCAAUUCCAGUCUGGAGGAUUCGUUCGAGGUCCGGGACCUGCAUUACAUUUGUCACGUGCAUUUUUCGCACGUAUUCUGCAAAAGAAAUAGCAAUCUAAAAGAAUUGAAUAAAGUGAAAUUGAGACAGUUCUGCAACACCUAUUUAUCUAUUUUGUCACACCUUCAGUACUGAUUAUUCGUAUGUCUGCUAUUCUGUCGACGGAUAUAUCAGUUUUUCCUAUAGAUACCUCUACGCCCCAUUCUGUAGCCCAAUCAUAAAUGCUUUUGAUAGGUUUUUGUUCAUCAUCAAACCAGUACAGCUCAUUCACGUUCUCACAAGGUAGUAAAUCCAAGGUUAUCACAUCCAUAUUAUCUGACUUACUCAACACAUAUCCUCUUCUCCAUGGUGAAACUCCAGGGGUUAGAUUUGGAGUAAGGCAAUUGAAUGUGCAGGCUACAAAGUCUCCAACUGCAAGGGUCUUCAAAUCCGCUUUUUCGAAUUUAGUGUAGUCAGUGGGUAUGGAUUUAUCAUCCUGUUCAGACGAAGUAACAUAGAUUCGACUCGUGUUAAUGAGGUUAUCACCUUCAGGUAAAUCGAUUUUUUGUUUUAGAUUGCGGGAACGUUUUUUUUUGGAGGAUGUAGCGCAUCGGCCCAUAGCUACAGGACCCGUUUUAUUUUUAAAUGGAACGGUGUGCGGUAAACCAUCAUCAUCAAAAACAAGAUGUUCAAACUGUACAGAAGUUGAGCUGGUGUCUUUCGAAGGCUUUUCAAUAGAGGAAGAGCUGGCACAAGAUGAAGGACGAAAAGAUGAGACAUUAGGACUUGUUAGCGGAGAUUUAAUUUUCGAAGAUUCAUAAGGUGAGCUUAGAAAAGGCUCGGUCACUGUAGGCAACUCGGAUUUUUUUUUUGGUGAUUUAGACGAUGAUGUUUCCAAGGGUUUAGAUGGUAACGGUUCUGAUUUAGAUGAUGAUUUAGAUGAUGAUUCAGAUGAUGAUGACGAAUCAGAUGAUGAUUCAGAUGAUGAUGACGAAUCAGAUGAUGAUUCAGAUGAUGAUGACGAAUCAGAUGAUGAUUCAUAUGAUGAUGACGAAUCAGAUGAUGAUACCGACAAUUCAGAAGAUUUGGAGACUUUACGGCUUUUUGACGAUUUGACUCUUUCAGAAAGCUCUGACAAGCCAGCACUUAAUUCUGGCAAUGGUGGAUGUAACUGAUCUGAUUCGGCAGCAUUCUCGAUUUCUCUUGGCUGUGCUUUUGGUUUACUUUUUUCGAGUUUUUUUUGUGUAUCGUAUUCUUUUUGGUCUCUUUCGCUAGGCCGGAUAGAUUUGUUUUGCAGAUCUUCUGAUUUAGUUUUUUUAGAAUUAUUUAUUCCAGAAGAAUCGAGUUCCCAGUCUGUUUUUUUUACCUUUUUUCUGCGCGCGUCUGUGACCCAAAACUUUAAAUAUCUAUUAGUACAUUUAACUUUAAUUAGAUCAUUUUCCUUGAUAAUACUCGAGACAUUUAAUUUUCUAGGAAUACUAAAACCUUUUAGUUCUAGCUCAAGGCUUUCAGCUGGAUGACAAAGAUCAAACUCUCUCACCAAGGCAUAUUGAAGAUCUGAAAUUGUACCAAUGUUAGCAAGAUCGACAAAGUACCAUGUGCGAGUAGAAUCUAAACAGCCUUUAACCACAUCAUCGAAUUCUAAGCGAAUACGCAUAUUGUAGAAUAUAUAACAUAUGCUACAUAAAUAA
Molecule: messenger RNA, 3008 nt
Organism: Schistocerca gregaria
Lineage: Eukaryota; Metazoa; Arthropoda; Insecta; Orthoptera; Acrididae
Product: dimethyladenosine transferase 1, mitochondrial-like
Exons: 2
Coding region: 17-973 (318 amino acids)
Biological process (GO): rRNA methylation; transcription initiation at mitochondrial promoter
Cellular component (GO): mitochondrial matrix
Molecular function (GO): mitochondrial transcription factor activity; rRNA (adenine-N6,N6-)-dimethyltransferase activity
Source: RefSeq, a predicted model, not a curated record